AUGAGUUUUGUGAAUCUCAACACAUGGGCACGCCCAAGUUUCGUGAUGAACCAUGCUACCAGAUCCAGAUCCCCAACUUUUUACCUCUUCCAUGGCCUUAGGAAGAUACCCAUUUCGCCAAUUAUCCCCGCAAAGCCCCAAAGGUACCAACUCUGUUCUUCUUCAACUGUUUCGGCGGUGAUGACCAAGGAGGAGACGGUGGAGGCUGAGAAAGAAAAAUCCACCUUCAAUUUCAAGUCCUACAUGAUUCAGAAGGCGACCCAGGUUAACCAGGCCCUCGACGACGCCGUUUCGCUCCAGAACCCUCUCAAGAUCCACGAGGCCAUGCGCUACUCCCUCCUCGCCGGCGGGAAGAGGGUCAGGCCGGUUCUCUGCCUCGCCGCCUGUGAGCUCGUCGGAGGGACCGAGCCCAUGGUGAUUCCAGCGGCGUGCACCAUCGAGAUGAUCCAAACCAUGGUAUCAAGCAAAAUAAUGAAUAAAAAGACCCAAAAAUGA
This is a messenger RNA of Lotus japonicus, 495 nucleotides long. RefSeq names its product geranylgeranyl pyrophosphate synthase, chloroplastic-like. Gene Ontology annotation, biological process: isoprenoid biosynthetic process. The transcript has a single exon. The record is from RefSeq and is a predicted model, not a curated record. Bases 1 to 495 code for a protein of 164 amino acids. NCBI's taxonomy places the organism in Eukaryota, Viridiplantae, Streptophyta, Magnoliopsida, Fabales, Fabaceae. Gene Ontology annotation, molecular function: geranylgeranyl diphosphate synthase activity.